GGGAGGUUCCCCAGCUCCAAGCUCACCGCCUGUCUGCGCCUGGACACCGCUGUCACCAUGUGGUUCCUGAUUCUGUGCCUUGCCCUGUCCCUGGCAGGGACUGGUGCUGUGCCCCAAAUCCAGUCCCGGAUCAUAGGAGGCUGGGAGUGUGAGAAGCAUUCCCAACCCUGGCAGGCGGCUCUGUACUAUUUCAGCAAGUUCCAGUGUGGGGGCGUCCUGGUGGACCCCCAGUGGGUGCUCACAGCUGCUCACUGCAUAAACGACAAUUACCAGAUCUGGCUGGGUCGCCACAACCUGUUUGAGGACGAAGACACAGCCCAGUUUGCCCUUGUCAGCAACGUCUUCCCACACCCUGAGUUCAACCUGAGCCUCCUGAAGAACCACACUAACCUCCCCGGAAAGGACUACAGCCACGAUCUCAUGCUGCUCCGCCUGGAGGAGCCCGUCCAGAUCACAGAGGCUGUGCAGGUCCUGGAGCUGCCCACCCAGGAACCCCAACUGGAUAGCACCUGCUAUGCCUCCGGCUGGGGCAGCACUGAACCAGAUAAGUUCACAUACCCAGAUGAUCUCCAGUGUGUGGACCUCACUCUCCUGCCCAAUGAGGUAUGUGCCAAUGCCCACCCUGAGAAGGUGACAGAGUUCAUGCUGUGUGCUGGAGACCUGGAGGGCGGCAAGGACACCUGCGUGGGUGACUCGGGGGGCCCGCUGAUCUGCGAGGGUAUGUUGCAAGGAAUCACGUCAUGGGGCCAUAUCCCGUGUGGUAGCCCCAAUAAGCCCGCCGUCUACACCAAAGUGAUUUCACAUGUGGAGUGGAUCAAGCAGACAAUGGCUGACAACCCCUGAAUGCCCCUGUCCUGUCCCUUACUCCCAGUAAAAUCGAAUACGCAUCGAA
This is a messenger RNA of Camelus dromedarius (Arabian camel), 892 nucleotides long. Its product is annotated as kallikrein-1. Gene Ontology annotation, cellular component: secretory granule. Gene Ontology annotation, biological process: zymogen activation; regulation of systemic arterial blood pressure. NCBI's taxonomy places the organism in Eukaryota, Metazoa, Chordata, Mammalia, Artiodactyla, Camelidae. The transcript has 5 exons. Bases 58 to 843 code for a protein of 261 amino acids. Gene Ontology annotation, molecular function: serine-type endopeptidase activity. The record is from RefSeq and is a predicted model, not a curated record.